GCGAAUGACCGCAUAAUGGAGAAAAAAAAGCAUGGCCGCCGCCGCCGCUUCGGACUCAAGGGUGCAGAGCCCGAUGGCUCCGUCGAGGGCUGCGGGGAGAAGGGGAGCAGCUUCCUGCCGGGCAGCCGAUCUGGGAGGACGCUGGCGGUGGCGCUGGGGUAGGCAACGGGAGAAGGACGCCGACUCGCGGUCCCGCACCUGCUGCUUCGCGGUCAUCGACCACGGCGUCGCGCACGAGAAGCCGCCGCUCGACGCCGUCAAGUCUCACCCCCGAGCACUAGCGUCGUGAUCCGCGCGGAGAGCCCAGCCGUCGAGCAAGAUCCCCUCGGCGGCUUCCUGCUCCUCGCCGGCGAGGUCCUCGGACGAGCAACCAAGUCCAGGACGGACACGCCCUUUAGGGUUAUUAAUCGUAUUUUUUAUCGCUCAACAGAGCUUGUGCAUAUCGCCAGGAUUUGAGUAUUCAGAAGCCCAUAAAUAGAGGCACUAUUUGAACUCAAUUUUGUCAUGGUUUACAGUCAGGGAACUAUCAUGGAUGAAAUGGUGCCAAUACACUGAAUUAACAAGUUCAGGCACAAACUGAAAGAAUGCUUCAUCUAGCGAUUGCAUGUUUCCCUUCUCGAUGCUAGCGGCCGUCAACACCGAAGACCAGCAAGAUGGACAGGACGUCGGUCCCGGGGGACACGAUCGACUACGUGAAGGAGCUGUUGGAGAGGAUACAACGGCUGCAGUUGGAGUUAUAGGAGUCACGCUGCUGUGGGUAUGGCUGCCGGGUGUGUUCCAGCAGCAGAAUCCCAACGAGAUGCUGGCCAGGAAAAGCUCCAAGGCUAUUAGACAUGCUCAUUUGAAGAUUGAGUUAUCAAUAUCAAUUAUGGUUACCUAUCGGCGUCUAAUCAGGUCUGCAAGGUUAUGAUGCUGUCCCUUGGAAAGAAAAUUCAAAAUCCGUAUCCACAAUGUUCCAGGCAUUAAGGUGAACAUGUACAGAGCAUUUUUCUGAAUUUGUAUGUAUAGAAGUGUUUCUCAUCAAGUUCCGUCGGUAAGGUGUUCGUAUUUAUUUAUACCACAGCUCUAUUGUAGUAGAUAUACAUGUCAAUAUUUUGAGCCUACUUAUGGAGACUACCUUCUAUAUGUGGUACAAGUUAAUUCAAUCUAGCUCAGCCAUCGUAGGCAUUCUGGCAGGUGUGUUGUUCGGAGGAGGGGCCAGAUGUCCUAAACAGGAGAUGAGAGUGAAAUACUGCGAUAUUUAUCACAUUAUUUUUCAGCUGAUCGCUAAUUUCCGGGACCGAGUUUUAAGCUUUGCAUUGAUCUCUAUUUGGUUUGCUGCACUUACGUCAUCUACAAUUUGCAGAUAUUCUCACAGUUUUUUGUGUUAUGAUUAGGAGUAGGGUCUUGGGAAGCAUACAAGUGUCCUGAAGUAAGCAUUGUGCACAGGCCGUUCAGGGUACCACACUACUAUUUUGCUUGCAUGUUCAUACGAGUAUUGAUGAAUGAAAUAUAGCUUCAAGAGUGCCUCUUCUAUAAACAGAAUAUCAAAUUGAUUGUUUAAUGUGCUCCUCUGUAAUUAGAAAGUUAAUCAAGUGUUAGCUAAAUGUUUGCAUUGUAAAGUGUACUUACCCUUUCUUCUUUUGAUAAUGGGCUGCAAACAUUUCCAA
Molecule: messenger RNA, 1649 nt
Organism: Triticum aestivum (bread wheat)
Lineage: Eukaryota; Viridiplantae; Streptophyta; Magnoliopsida; Poales; Poaceae
Exons: 6
Coding region: 605-910 (101 amino acids)
Source: RefSeq, a predicted model, not a curated record